This is a messenger RNA of Candidozyma haemuli, 1224 nucleotides long. RefSeq names its product DNA-directed RNA polymerase I subunit. The record is from RefSeq and is a predicted model, not a curated record. Gene Ontology annotation, molecular function: DNA binding. NCBI's taxonomy places the organism in Eukaryota, Fungi, Ascomycota, Pichiomycetes, Serinales, Metschnikowiaceae. Bases 1 to 1224 code for a protein of 407 amino acids. Gene Ontology annotation, cellular component: RNA polymerase I complex. Gene Ontology annotation, biological process: nucleolar large rRNA transcription by RNA polymerase I; transcription elongation by RNA polymerase I; RNA polymerase I preinitiation complex assembly. The transcript has a single exon.
AUGGGAAAGGCAGAAAAAACCACCGAUUUGAAGGUGGGCUCCGUCAAAACUGACCCCAGUCUCGUUGUGGGUGCUUUCUUCAACGGUUUGGAGAUCCCUGACGAUACUUCCUUUGACUUAUACCAGCAUCCAGUGGAAGAGGAUUACCUUCUUCAUGGAGAGAACAGUACCUUGGAGUACAACGGUCUUACGCUGGAAAACCAAGACAACAACGACUAUGUGGUUGCUCUUUACGACCCAAAGCUGAAGCUGGUGGAUCUUUACAAGGCUCCUCUCGUGCAAACCAGAGUGACAUCUAUAGAUAGCAGAGUGCACAAGGGCCCCAAGAUCAAGAGCAGAGGGUCCAAGUAUGUGGACCAGCGUUUGGCCUUGGGUCAGGAGUUCGGUACCAAAAAGGCCAAGGCCGCCAUUGCAUCGUUGGCCAGGAACAGAAUCGACUUGGACAAGUUACAGGACCUGGAGAUGGACAUUGUGGACAAUGUCAAGGAACUCACAGCCGACUUGCCCCUGGUUCAAGAGAUCCAGACCGUGGCAGAGAGCACCGUGGUGCCUCCAGUGAACGUGGACGCCACCAACGUCGAGGACAUUUACGCUUUGGACGGUAUUGUCCCACCACACGAGUUGUCUUCCAUCAGAGUCAAUGCAUUCUUGGAGGAGAGCGACCCCAAGGCUCGUUUGGAGCUCAUGCCAUACACGAAAUCCGCCUUUGUGGCUAGACAUUUGGAUAAGCUUGUGCUUACGUCCAACGAGAAGAAGUUGCAGAUGUUGUACUACGUUUCUUUGCUCAUGGGUGUGUACCAGAACAGAAGAAAGAGAGACAAGGCAUCUCUCAUGGAAGCCUUGGGCAACAAGCCCUCUGAGCUUCUUAUUGACGGCAUUUUGAAGCGUUUCACAGCUCACAGACGCUCGGAUUUGGGUAAGGCCAAGGACCGCUCGUUCCUCUUUGACACUCAUCACGAAGACAAGUUGUUCUGCCACUUGCUUGCACUCAUGUUCCACAUCGAAGGCUUCUUCCUUGAGUUGACACCAAUCUCGAAGGAACUCAACCUAAAACCUUCGAAACUCAACACUUUGUUCAAGGCAUUGGGCGCCAGAAUCCGUCCUGCUACCGUUGGCAUGGCCGAGGCUCUUGGUAUCCCUAAGAAGGAAGCUUCCACAUAUAAGAUUGCCGAGUUGAAGGUGCCAUUUACGCUUCCAGAGAUGGUCAGCCACCGCAGAAGAUAA